AUCAGGAAGAAUGAACGGCUGAGAUUGUGGAAUUCAAAAUUUGAAAUCGUUGAGGGGCAUAACAGUCAAUCGGCAAGAAAUCUAGAGUCAGCUAGGGUUUCGUGUACGGCUGGCUUUCCAAAUAUUUCUGUUGAGAUAUAUAAAACGAUUAGAUCAGCCCACAGAAAAACACACACUACACACAUUCACUCUCUCACUCACUCACAAUAACGGCCCAUCCACUUCCCACUGAUCACUCUCUCUCUCUCUCUCUCUCUCUCUCUCUCUCUCUCUCUCUCUCCCUCCUACCCUUUUCUAAUCCCCCCCUGAUCACUAAAAUCCCAUCCCUUCCCUUUCUCUCUUUUCAAUUUCUUUUGUUCAAUUUGAUCAUGUCAUCUUCUGAGUGACCUUCUCUCGCACCCUCCAACACUACUCUGUGGGUUUUUUUUUUUUAAUUACUUUGGAUUAUUGAAGAAGUAAUACUCUGCUUGAUGAUAUGGAUCUGAAGGUAGAUAAGAAAGCAGAUUCGGAGGAGAAAAACAUCAACAGCUCUUCGUUGAAAAGUUGCAGCGACUGUCACACUACCAGAACUCCCCUAUGGAGAGGCGGACCAGCUGGACCCAAGUCAUUGUGCAAUGCUUGCGGGAUCAAGUAUAACAAGAAGAGGAGGCAGCUUCUGGGAUUAGAUACAGGAAGAAGUAACCGGAAAAAGAAGAGAACAAGCGUCAGUCGGAGUGAUCAAGUUGGAGAGAUACUGAAAAUGCGAUUUAUGGCGUUGGGAAGCGACAUGGUUCUGCAGAGAUCAGGAAAACUGAUGAGCAAGUUGCGAGAGGAAGAGCAAGCGGCUAUACUGUUGAUGGCUCUCUCUUGCGGAUCUGUUUAUGCUUAGGGAGUAGUACCUCAAGUUGAUGCGGUUGUACCAGCGAUUUCGAAAUUUGAAAGGGAAAAAAGAAAUGAUUCUAACCCAUUGUAAUCGAUUUAAUGAUAGGAUGCACUGAUGUAAUCACUAACAAUGAUUAUUUUGGACAUGUUUUUUUUUUUUUUUUUUCCUAGUAGGAUUAAUUUCAUAUUUGACUUGUGCUGCUGUUAUUAUAUUGUGGCUGUGACGUCGCACUCUUUGUUGGUAGAAAACGAGAACCACAAAUGGGACUGUAAUCACAUUUUCUCUUCA
Molecule: messenger RNA, 1150 nt
Organism: Sesamum indicum (sesame)
Lineage: Eukaryota; Viridiplantae; Streptophyta; Magnoliopsida; Lamiales; Pedaliaceae
Product: GATA transcription factor 15
Biological process (GO): regulation of DNA-templated transcription
Molecular function (GO): sequence-specific DNA binding; zinc ion binding
Source: RefSeq, a predicted model, not a curated record